AUGACAAGACGACUUGAGCAACGCCUCCCACAAACCACAACCCAAGAUCCAACUCCAUCACCAUCUCCCGCUCCCCUCCAAAGACCCUUCUACUCCCUCAGCCUAGGCACAACCAUAACCCCCCCGGCCCAACCACCUCCCUCAGACAACAUCUCCAAGAAACUCAUCUACACCAUCAUCAAAGCAGACCUCCUCAUUCCCGGCGCCGACGACCCCAUCCCCAACGCCGCUCUCGUCACCCAAGACAAACUCAUAGUCUGGGUAGGCCGUCAAGAUGCCAUCCCCAGCACAUACACCGACAGCUCCCGCAAAACCUACUCAGUCCCAUACCUCAUGCCCGGCCUGUGGGACUGCCACGCCCACCUCAUGGCGGGCAGUGACGAAGAAGACACCUGGCCCGCGUACAUGGGCUUCGUGGCCAACGACCCCGUUGCGUGCGGUGCAAGACUCGCCCGCAUCUGCUGGGAGCUACUCCAGAGCGGGUAUACCUCCGUACGCGACCUAGCCGGCUAUGGGUGCGAAAUGGCAAACGCCAUCAACGAGGGAACGAUUCCAGGACCGAACAUCUACGGCUCCGGCGCGUGUCUAAGCCAACUCGCUGGUCAUGGGGACGUCUUCUCCCUCCCGGCGGGGGAUGUGCUUCUCAAUCUGGGCGUUGGCCAGAUCCGCCCAGGACACUUCGCCACAAAACCUAGCUGCAUCGUCAACGGUGAAGAAGAAUGCCGUCUGGGUGUGAGGCUGCAAAUUCGCCGUGGAGCAAAGUGCAUCAAGAUCCUCGCCUCGGGGGGCGUCAUGUCCAGCGACGAUAACCCGACAUACGCGCAGUUCAGUCCCCGUGAGCUAGAAGCCAUGAUUGACGAGGCUCAGCGGUUCAAUCGUUCAGUGGCAGCCCACGUCCACGGUAAACCGGGCAUUAUGGCUGCUGUAAAGGCAGGUGUCACGACAGUAGAGCAUGUGUCGUUCGCAGACGACGAGUGCAUCCAGCUUAUCAAGGAGAAGAAUGUAGUGUACGUAGCUACCAGAGAGGUCAUCGAGCUGCUUCUCUCGAUGCUCGACCAGUUACCACAGAAGAACAGAGACAAGGUCCGUCUCAUUGCGGAGGAUCACAUGAACGCUUACAAAGCUGCUGUGAAGGCGGGCGUCAUUAUUGCGCUGGGCACAGAUGCAACUGGUACGCCGGGCAUGGCGCGGGAGUUUGAGUGGGCUGUCAAGGCCGGGCUGUCGAACUUGGAGGCUAUUAGGGCGGGUACUGCGAAUGGGCCGUUGACCGUGAAGGGCCAGGCGCCUAGGACGGGGCAGUUGAAGGUGGGAUAUGAGGCUGAUUUUAUAGGUGUUGUUGAGAAUCCGGUGCUGGAUGUGAGGGUUUUGCAGAGGAGGGAGAAUAUUAAGUGGGUGUGGAAGGGGGGCAGGAUAUUCAAAGGGCCGGGUGUAGGUCCUUGGGGUGAGGAUUCGUAG
Pochonia chlamydosporia 170 is the source of this 1455-nucleotide messenger RNA. Its product is annotated as amidohydrolase. The record is from RefSeq and is a predicted model, not a curated record. Bases 1 to 1455 code for a protein of 484 amino acids. NCBI's taxonomy places the organism in Eukaryota, Fungi, Ascomycota, Sordariomycetes, Hypocreales, Clavicipitaceae. Gene Ontology annotation, molecular function: hydrolase activity, acting on carbon-nitrogen (but not peptide) bonds. The transcript has a single exon.